UCUCAUUAUUAUCUUUAACGACGCCCAUCGCCUGCGUAUAACAAGAAACCGAACGAUAUAUUACACGUCAUCACAAAGCUAAUGUUCCACUCCGGCCGAAACGAAAAAUAGCAAAAUAUUAUUACCAACGCCUGCUGAGUCGACGUACCCACUACCCAUCAUCGCGCACACUGUUAUUAUUCAUCACUAUUAUUAUACUCCUCCGAUCUUGUGAGUCUUGUGCCUCAGUUGGACAUCGACGUCGAGCGGACAAAGAUUCUACGGAUACUCGCCGUCGCGACAACAAUAUGCGAAUCUAAAAUAAAAAUACAAAUUAAAUACCUAUAACAGUACCUACCAGUACACGAAACACCCAUAAAAAUAUAAAUUAAUUUCGUCAUGCUCGCUGCCCUGUCGCGGCUACUGCCGCUGUUGCUGCUGUUGCUGCUGCCCGCGGCCGCGAUCGCCGCGAACAUAUUGGUGUUCAUGCCCAUGCCUCUGAAAAGCCACUUCGGAGGGUUCCAACCUAUGUUCGAGGAGUUGGCAAACCGGGGCCACAACGUCACCGUGGUCAGCUCGUUCCCGCUGGCCAACCGACGAGUCCCGAAUUACACUGACGUGAACGUGACCCCCCAGCAAGGUCUUCCCGACAUUGACGUGAUGCGGGUGAUCGACAUAAAUUUUGUGACGGCACUGACUUACAGAUGGUUUUUCGGCCGUCUCUUGUCGGCCCAAAUGGAGCACCCGAAUAUGAUCGACUUCGUGCGGUCGGAGGACAACUCUUUCGAUUUGGUCAUGGUCGAAACGUUCCUGCAGGAAUACACCGUGUCCAUCGGUCAUAAGUUCAACGCUCCUGUCGUCAACUUGUCACCGGCAAUGGUCUGGGUCAGCGCCAGCAAAUGGCUGCAUUUACCUGCGACAUUUUCGUAUGUGCCGGAUUGCUGCAUAGGCGUCACAGACGAGAUGAGUUUCACGGAGCGUUUGAAGAACACCAUCACCGGACUUAUAGAAAUGGUCGUGGAGGACUACCUGUACAUACCGAUGAUGAAGUCGGUAAUGAGUAAGCACUUGGCCUAUGUAGGUUGGGAGUCGAGGCCGACGCUCGAGCAGAUGUUGAAUAACGUGUCGCUAACGCUGAUGAACGCUCACCAUGUGACCGGAGUGUGUCGACCGUAUUUACAGGGCGUCGUCGAAGUAGGAGGAAUGCAUAUUAAAGAACCUAAAUCGUUACCCAAAGAUUUACAAGAAUAUAUUGAUUCAGCUUAAAACGGAGUCAUAUUUUUUUCUUUUGGUUCAAUCGUAAAUUUAUCGAGUUUACCUAAAGAAAAAUUGAAUAGUUUUCUCAAUGUCUUCAGUCGUUUAAAACAAAAAGUAAUUAUAAAAUGGGUGCCAGAUAGAAGUAUGAAAUUGCCCCAAAAUGUAAAGGUCGGAUCGUGGUUGCCUCAGAACGAUAUUUUAGCUCAUCCAAACGUGAAACUUUUUAUUACUCAUGGGGGUUUGCACAGUAUCGAGGAAGCUGUGUACAAUGCAAAACCGGUGAUUGGCAUACCAUUUUUUGGUGAUCAAUUUUCGAAUAUGAGACUGGUAGAGAAAAUUGGCUAUGGAAAGCUGAUAACUUUUGAUCAACUAACAGAAGAAUCAUUUGGAAAUGCAGUUGAAGAAGUGAUAACAAAUCCAGCGUUUAAAGAUAAGGCAAUGAUCCAGAGUCGGAUGUACAGAGAUCAAUCGAUGAAACCUUUAGAUCGAGCAAUAUACUGGAUAGAGUACGUCAUUCGGAACGAUGGAGCUCAAUACCUAAAAGCUGGUUCUAUAGGACUUAACACUGCACAGUAUUUUUUGUUUGAUGUCACAUUGUUUUUACUUUUACUGACAGCAAUUAUUGUUUGGUUGGGUUACCGUGGAAUAGUUAAAGUUUCAUCAAAAUGUAAAGUAGACUAAAUGU
Molecule: messenger RNA, 1921 nt
Organism: Myzus persicae (green peach aphid)
Lineage: Eukaryota; Metazoa; Arthropoda; Insecta; Hemiptera; Aphididae
Product: UDP-glucuronosyltransferase 2A2-like
Exons: 5
Coding region: 379-1245 (288 amino acids)
Molecular function (GO): UDP-glycosyltransferase activity
Source: RefSeq, a predicted model, not a curated record